AAACUGGAGUAGAAAACCCCAAAAAAUGAAAUUUUCAAAAAACGCAGCUUUUACACCAAGCAGCAUCCCUCCAUGACUCCAUCCGACCCCACUUUCUCCUCGAUCCCUGUAAUAAAAUAACAUCCUCACUCUCUCUCCUCUUCUUACACUACCAGUAAUAAUAAAGACAAAAUCUUUAAAAAAUAAAGACAAAAUAUUUUAGAGAGAGAAAAACAAAUACACUGUUUCUGCCACCUGCACUCUUCCACCUUCCCUUCCCCACUUCACUACAUCACCAACAAAAUCAAUCCAUCAAAUAUAACCCAUUAUUUUAACAUUUUUUAGAGAGAGAAACCAAAAUUUAAGAGAGAGAAAAUAGAAAGAAGGCGCAAUUUUUCAGACACAUUCAGUUUUGCCAAAUUUUCGCAAUUCCUUCAAAAUUCCGCGCCUCUUCAUCUUCUCUCUCUUUACUUCACUCUUUUCCAUACUCUCUUUCUCUCUCUUUCUUCCUCUGCUUCUUCGCCUACCUUUCUCUCUCCUCUUUUUUCCCCCUAACUUUCUCCGAUUCUUCAUCAAACCCUAAAUCAUUUUUUUUUUAAGAAUCUCAUCAUUUUCCUGCUAUUACAACAAUUUGUUACUCUAAUGGCGGAAAUGGAGGUAGAGAUGAUAGAGAAGAAGGUGGAGGAGGAAGAGAAGAAGGUGGAUGAAGGGAGGAGGAAAAGUGAUAGGACACGAGGAAAGCGAGUGUUGUACAAUGAAAAUUUUUUGGCGAAAAUUGAGGAAGUGAGUCCGAAGAAGAAGAGGAAGAAUCAGCGGAGUAAUGGUGGUCGGAAGUCGGCGAAGGUGUCGGCAGUGAUAAGGGAGAAUGAGGGAACAGAGAUGGAGAUCAUGAGGGGUAUGAUCGGUCACGGUACCGAUCCCGGGAAUGGGUUGAUAGAUUUAGGGUUGAAAUUAGAGGAGGUUCAAAAGGAUGGUAAUGGGGUUGAAGUGGAGAAGAGUGAUCAUUACAAAGUCAAGGAGACUCUUAGAAUUUUCAACAACUAUUACCUGCAUCUUAUUCAGGAAGAGGAGAAUAGAUGCAAGCUGUUUGAAGCAGAAAAGAAGAAGAAGGGUGUAGUGGACAAAAGAGUACCUCAUAAACGUCCAGAUCUUAAGGCAAUUACCAAGAUGUCAGAUACUGGUAAAGUGUUGUAUCCCAUCAAGCAGUUUGGGGCUAUUCCUGGUGUUGAUGUUGGCCAUCAGUUCUUUUCACGGGCAGAAAUGGUUGCAGUAGGUUUCCACAGUCACUGGCUUAAUGGAAUAGAUUAUAUGGGCGUCUCAUAUUGCAAUGGGGAAUAUAGCAGAUAUACCUUUCCUAUUGCUGUUGCUAUUGUCCUUUCAGGCCAAUAUGAGGAUGAUUUAGACAAUUCAGAGGAUAUUGUCUACACAGGUCAAGGUGGAAACAAUCUACUAGGUGAUAAGAAGCAGAAUAAAGAUCAGAAAAUGUUGCGCGGCAAUCUAGCACUGAAGAAUAGUAUGGAGCAGGGACUGCCUGUGCGAGUUGUUCGUGGUCACUCUUCUAAAAGCAGUUAUGUUGGAAAAGUGUACACAUAUGAUGGUUUGUAUCAGGUUGUGAAUUAUUGGGCAGAGAAAGGCAUCUCUGGUUAUACUGUUUAUAAGUUUCGCUUGAAGCGGCUUGAAGGCCAGCCUGAGUUGACUACCACCCAGGUUCAAUUUAUCCGAGGACGUAUUCCUGAUUCUGUUUCUGAAGUUCGAGGGUUGGUUUGUGAGGAUAUAUCUGGAGGUCAGGAGAAUAUUCCUAUUCCUGCAACAAAUUUAGUUGAUGAUCCUCCUGUACCACCUACUGGUUUCAAAUACUUCAAAUCUAUCCAAGUUGCGGAUAAUGUUAAAAUUCCUCCCCCUACUCGUGGAUGUGAUUGCAUCGAUGGUUGCACCAAUCCUAAUAUAUGUGCUUGUGCUCGGCUUAAUGGUUCAGACUUCCCAUAUGUUCAUAGGGAUGGUGGCAGGCUCAUUGAAGCAAAGGCUGUUGUGUUCGAGUGUGGCCCAAAGUGUGGCUGUGGUCCUUCUUGCAUCAACCGUGUUUCCCAGAAAGGCUUGAGAUACCGCUUUGAGGUUUUCCGUACGCCAAAGAAGGGUUGGGGUGUGAGGUCGUGGGACUACAUACCAGCUGGUGCCCCAAUAUGUGAAUAUACCGGAAUUCUGAAGAGAUCGGAUGAGGGUGACAGUGUUUUGGAAAACAAUUUCAUCUUCGACAUAGAUUGCCUUCAAACCAUGAAGGGACUUGAUGGGAGACAGAUGAGAUUGCGAGACGUGUCUAUCCCUGCUGAAAGUGCUCAUGAGAAACCUGAGGAGAAGGUUGUUGAUAGUAUGGUGGAGUUCUGCAUUGAUGCUGGUGUCACAGGAAAUCUAGCCAGGUUUAUCAAUCAUAGUUGCGAACCAAACCUCUUUGUACAAUGUGUGUUGAGUUCGCAUCAUGACAUCAAAUUGGCUAGGGUGAUGCUCUUUGCUGCUGACAACAUACCACCUCUACAAGAGCUUACAUAUGACUAUGGCUAUGCGCUUGACAGUGUCAUUGGCCCUGAUGGGAAGGUAAAGCAGAUGGCUUGCUAUUGUGGUGCUGAGGGUUGUCGCAAGCGACUUUUUUAAGCUGCUAAUUGGCUUCAGCAACCAGUUUUUUGUCAGUCGGUUACUGCUGGACAGUGUUUGAAUUUGUGAAUGUGAUAGAAUGCUGUAUAGAAUGCUAACAGUUAGGUGUAUUCUUUUUGCUCUUAUGAGAAAACUGAGGGCUCGAAUCCAGCCUCGAGUUUAUAGAUAUGAAAUACUGUCUGAGGUUGUGGUGCUUAAAAAUAGAAGAGUAUAGGGGCCAAAUUUUUGUAAGAUACAAUAUAUUAGAACUGAUAUUAGAAAGAAAUGUAGUUAAGGCGAUGGUCAAAGUUUUUUGCUUUCA
Molecule: messenger RNA, 2926 nt
Organism: Chenopodium quinoa (quinoa)
Lineage: Eukaryota; Viridiplantae; Streptophyta; Magnoliopsida; Caryophyllales; Amaranthaceae
Product: histone-lysine N-methyltransferase, H3 lysine-9 specific SUVH4-like
Exons: 16
Coding region: 622-2625 (667 amino acids)
Cellular component (GO): nucleus
Molecular function (GO): protein binding; histone methyltransferase activity; zinc ion binding
Source: RefSeq, a predicted model, not a curated record